GGAAGGGAGAAGAGGGGCUGAAGGGAGAUUAUAAAUAGGAAGAUGAUGAGUUAAGAACAAAUAAUACACACAACACUACUUUAUUUUCAUAUCAUAUGAUCAAUAUGAAAUAUAUGAUGAUGGAUGAAAAUAAAAGAGCUUUCAUGGCUGUGAUUCUGAUUCAAACCAUUUAUGCUGGCUUGUUUCUCCUCUCAAAGGCGGCUUUCAAUGACGGAAUGAACAGCUAUAUCUUCGUUUUCUAUCGUCAAGCCUUCGCUACCGUCUUCCUUUCUCCUAUAACCUUCUUUUUUCAAUGGAAAGACGCCCCACCCUUGACAUUCUUUACCUUCUGCAAGAUUUUUAUGCUCUCUUUGUUUGGGAUAGCCAUAUGUUUAAAUCUUUAUGGGAUUGCUCUUGUGUACACGUCAGCAACAUUGGCUGCAGCAACUACAAAUUCUCUUCCUGUCAUCACCUUCUUCGUCGCCCUCUUAAUUAGGAUGGAAGUGUUAAGGUUGAAGUCAAUAGCAGGAAUUGCAAAGCUAGCAGGAAUAUUAUUGUGCAUUGGUGGAGUGGGAAUGUUAGCAUUUUACAAAGGCCCUCAAUUGAACUUAUUUAACAAUCAUCAUCUCUUUAAUGUCCAUAACCCCAAUGACAAUUCUUCUUCUCUUGCAUUGCCCAAAUCUUGGUUGAAGGGUUGCUUUUUGAUGCUAGCUUCCAAUACCUUAUGGGGUAUUUGGAUUGUUCUUCAGGCAUUUGUAUUGAAAAGCUAUCCUUCAAAGCUUCUGUUGACAAAUCUUCAAUGUUUAUUAAGUUCGUUUCAAUCAUUUGCUAUUGCUAUUGCAAUGGAGAGAGAUCCUCAACAAUGGAAACUUGGUUGGAAUCUUAGGCUUCUCUCAGUCGCAUACACUGGUAUUGUGGUGACCGCGGUUACAUAUUGUCUUCAAGCUUGGAUUGUUGAGAAGAAAGGACCAGUUUAUCUAGCCAUGUCUACACCUUUUUCUCUUCUCAUUACAAUCUUCUUCUCUGCUACUUUUCUAGGAGAGAGUAUCACUCUUGGAAGUACUUUAGGGGGUAUGUUGCUGGUGGGAGGGCUUUACUUUGUGCUAUGGGGAAAGAGCAAAGAGCAAAAAAUAAGUGAAGGAUUGAAAGAAGGUGGCAAAGAAUGCAACAUUGAAGGGAAGGAUAUCACUAAGUUAGGCAAUGGAUUAAAUCCAACAUCUUCAGUUGAAAAUGUCUAAAUUAUUAAUCAUAUGAAUAUAUGUGUAUUUUUUUUAAAAAAAUUAAGUUAGAGUAGAUUUUUAUUUUUCAAAUUAUAUAUGGGAGGGGUUUGAAAGUGUAGAAAUCUUAAUUGGUUAGAUUAAUUUUUAUUAUGACUAUGCUUAAAUUAUUUCAAGAAAUAAAAGCGAAAUGGUCGAUUAUAAGAUCAUAAUUUCACAAA
Benincasa hispida (wax gourd) is the source of this 1417-nucleotide messenger RNA. Its product is annotated as WAT1-related protein At5g64700-like. The record is from RefSeq and is a predicted model, not a curated record. Gene Ontology annotation, cellular component: membrane. Gene Ontology annotation, molecular function: transmembrane transporter activity. NCBI's taxonomy places the organism in Eukaryota, Viridiplantae, Streptophyta, Magnoliopsida, Cucurbitales, Cucurbitaceae.